Penicillium hordei is the source of this 510-nucleotide messenger RNA. RefSeq lists its product as uncharacterized. The transcript has 2 exons. The record is from RefSeq and is a predicted model, not a curated record. NCBI's taxonomy places the organism in Eukaryota, Fungi, Ascomycota, Eurotiomycetes, Eurotiales, Aspergillaceae. The coding region runs from base 1 to 510 and encodes 169 amino acids.
AUGACGACAGUCGUCACCAAUUCCGGAGUCCUCGCCCCCUCUACUGUUUCUCUUGCAACGCAAAUGAAUUACUCCUUUAAGAGUACUAACCUAGCCGUGUAUUCGCAAUUGUUCACAAUAUUCCAACGCGCCGCCGACAAACUUUGCAAAGUGGAAGGUCUGGUGUUUGACUUCCUCAUGCAACUGAUUCCGGUCACAAAUGGCACAAACUCUUUGGGUCUCGAACCCAACGUCAAGGAUCUGGUCCUCGUUGACAUUGGUGCGGCACACCACAACGCGGCCGACGCCGUCGUUCAGGCAGUUGUGCAGAACAUAUUUCACCAGCACGUGCACAUCUUGAAGAAAGCGGGUCUUUUCCUUAAUUGGACAUACCUGAACUACGCUGGCUCAAACCAAGACUCGAUCGGCACCUACGGCGACUUGGCAACGCUUAGAAGGGUCAGCAAGAAAUACGAUCUCAAGGGCCUUUUCCAGACCGCCGUUCCUGGGGCUUUCAAGGUGUUUAAGUAG